GGAGAGUAUAUUGCUCCUGAGAAGAUCCAGAAUGUAUAUUUACGCAGUCCCUUUGUUGCGCAGGCCUUUGUCAUUGGAAACAGCUUUAAGGUUUGUUCACAAUAUUUUUAAGCAUUGAAGCCAAAUAGCAGCUUGAAUAAACACAUUCUUCGUUUCCAGUCCUUAGUUGCCAUUAUUGUACCAGAUGAUAGAAGUGGAGUGAGACAGCUUUGUCAGGAUGAGGUAAAUAAAUUUACAGAAGGGGUGAGGGGUUAAAGGUGAGGGGUUCCAAGGGUCGGGGGCUGUGGUGCAAGGUGUAAAUGAGAAAGGCCCGUAAUAUUAUCCCCAGGCCUCCCAUGCAAGCUUGAACCAACCACAGGUUAACAUGGUCGUAACCAGGUCAAUGGGAUCAAACGCCAGUAAUUUUUUCGUCAUUGACUUUCUCCUGAUAUCUUUAAUUCAUUGCUUAUUUAUUUAUUUAUGUAUUUCUUCUUUUCUUUUUCGUUUGUUUGUUUGUUUUUUUUUUGCAGUUUUCCAUAGCUGAAAGAUGAUUUAAUUUUUCACUUUUUCAGAACUCCCUCCUCCUUAAUGUUCAAUGAUAAUCUAACAUAAAAAGCUGGAAAGUUCCUUUUUUCUUUCAUGGAAACGGAGUUAGCUGAGCACAUAACUGUGACUUUCCUUUCAGAUUAUAAAUAAAGUUAUAUUGGAAGACAUCUUGGCCAAGGGAAGAGAAGGAGAUCUUCAUUCAUUAGAACAGGUUAGGGUGUACGUCAUACAGUUAUUCACUCGUAGGUGACAAUGUCUAAUAGAUGUGGGAAAUGCUAAUUGUGAUGAGAAGAGUCCGGUUUGAAUUGUUUUCCUACACGAGACAGCUUAACUUAAGGAACUUUUUCUUUAACUUCCCCUUUACGCGAUAAUCAGAAGGAGUCUCCACGGCAACCAACAAACUUAAUUGUACCAAAUGAAGUCUCUCUACUUCGAGAGCAUGGACGAAAAAAAAAUUCGUAUUUGCUAACGAUGAAAACGAAAGCCAUCCUUAUAGAUCACAAUAAUAUCCUAUGUUUCAAAGGUCAAGAAAAUCUAUCUUCAUCCUGAGAUGUUUAGCAUUGAAAACGGACUUCUCACGCCAACCUUCAAGGCCAAGCGUUCAGAGAUACUCAAGACUUUCAAAGACCAAAUCGAGCGGCUUUACGAGGAGGUGGAGGCUGGAAAUUAA
Molecule: messenger RNA, 1195 nt
Organism: Pocillopora meandrina
Lineage: Eukaryota; Metazoa; Cnidaria; Anthozoa; Scleractinia; Pocilloporidae
Source: the annotation of a GenBank genome assembly